UCCUGCCUUGCUGCUUUGAGAUUCUAAGCUUAAGCUGCUGCACCCUGAUGAAGGAAACGCUAAGAUACUUGGCAGGCAUUGCAGGCCCGAGUGGCUAUGGCUCGAAAUCAACAGCUGAACAAGUUGCAGACAAUUGUUCUUGCUGGGUCGACCCUCACCAUCUAACUGCUAUAAUCACUGGGGCAACGUCGGGCAUUGGAGCUGAGACAGCGAGAGUGCUGGCGAGGAGAGGAGUGAGAGUUGUGAUACCAGCAAGAGAUCUAAAGAAGGCAGUCGAACUGAAGGAGGGGAUCCUGAAGGAGAACCCGAAUGCUGAGAUUAUAUUGUCUGAGAUUGAUCUCAGCUCUUUGGCUUCUGUGAAGAGAUUCUGUGCUGAGUUCCUGGCUCUUGGACAACCCCUCAACAUCCUCAUAAACAAUGCUGGGAUUUUCUCUCAGAAUUUGGAGUUCUCUGAGGACAAGAUUGAGAUGACAUUUGCAACAAAUUACUUGGGGCAUUAUUUAUUGACAGAACUGUUGCUAGAAAAGAUGAUAGAAACAGCAGAGCAGACAGGCAUCCAAGGAAGAAUCAUAAACCUGUCUUCUGUGAUUCACAGCUGGGUGAAAAGAGACUGUUUCUGCUUCAGCCAAAUGCUCAACCCCAAGAAGUAUAAUGGCACCCGUGCUUAUGCUCAAUCCAAACUAGCAAACAUUUUGCAUGCCAAAGAAAUAACCAGGCAGCUAAAGGCAAAAAAUGCAAAAGUAACUAUCAAUGCAGUGCAUCCUGGCAUUGUAAAAACUGGGAUUAUCAGAGCACACAAGGGGUUUAUUACAGAUUCUCUUUUCUUUAUUGCAUCCAAAUUGCUCAAGUCUACCUCUCAGGGUGCAUCCACCAGCUGCUAUGUAGCAUUGAGCCCACAAGCAGAAGGGAUAAGUGGGAAAUACUUUGCAGACUGUAACGAGAGCAGCUGCUCAGCCUUAGCCAGUGAUGAAUCCGAGGCUCAAAGGCUGUGGAGGCAGACCCGAGCUCUGAUCCACAGGCGGUUGCAGCAUCAAACACCGAGUUAAUUAGAUUAUUAUUAUUAUUUUCUUCUCCCAUGUUUAGCCAAAGUAAUUUUGUCUCUGGAAAACAUGGUAAAAACUUAGAUUAGGAAGCUUUGUACAUAAUUAAGCACUGCACUUGUAAAUGCAGAAGACAAUUUUACAGGAUUAGUUGGGUACUUAAUAAAAGGGUGGGGGCUAAUUUUGAAUCAACCCCUAAUUUGCCCAAUAUGAAUUUUAGGUUGUAUUAUUUCAGUUCAUAUCUACUUAAAUACUAGUAUUAA
Theobroma umbraticum is the source of this 1303-nucleotide messenger RNA. Its product is annotated as NAD(P)-binding Rossmann-fold superfamily protein. Lineage: Eukaryota; Viridiplantae; Streptophyta; Magnoliopsida; Malvales; Malvaceae. The record is from RefSeq and is a predicted model, not a curated record.